Scaptodrosophila lebanonensis is the source of this 1929-nucleotide messenger RNA. RefSeq names its product dual specificity mitogen-activated protein kinase kinase 4 (gene Mkk4). Bases 423 to 1673 code for a protein of 416 amino acids. The transcript is spliced from 5 exons. Gene Ontology annotation, biological process: protein phosphorylation; MAPK cascade. Gene Ontology annotation, molecular function: ATP binding; JUN kinase kinase activity. Lineage: Eukaryota; Metazoa; Arthropoda; Insecta; Diptera; Drosophilidae. The record is from RefSeq and is a predicted model, not a curated record.
CACGAGUCAGAGUGCGUGACACUGGCAAGCAGUCCCUGAUAACUUAGGGCAAUCGGGAAAUUAAUGCGUCGCAUGAAUAAUCGAUAUUCCGAUGCAUCGGUGUUUUACUUACACCACUAAAAUUUUUCGUUAUUUAUGUAAAAACAGGAUCGAAAUGUGUACGCCGCAGUUUAACAAUUAGUUGAGUUCUACACUCAAAUAAACACAUAACGGUCUGCGAGCCACCAAGGGGUGGGUUAUUGUUUUCGAUUUUCGGUGCAUUCGUGCGAAAAUAAUUCCGGCCUAGAGCGGCUGCUGCUGCUGUUGUUGUUACUGUUGUGUGCGACGUGGGCGCGCCCACUGAAAAAAUCCAACUGACGGACGUCCUUUGGCAAUAGUAAUAGCAUCAAUACUCAGGGGGUACCAAACGAAAAACGGACACAAUGGCCGAGAGACCGAAAAAUUUGUUUGCAACUGGACCCAGCCGCGCGCGAGACCCACCUGAUCAGCUAAAUUUUAACAAUCUAACCAUACGUCAUCCGCCCUCGUCUACAUCCUCAACAUCGUCAGGUUCCACAUCGUCAGGCUCAAGUUCCUCAUCGCAACACAACAAUGUGGCGUUGCGUUUCGGCCAACCGACGCUACCGGCGCCGCCAGUUUCUCAAAGUAGUGGCAACUCAACUGCCACGGAUAGGCACCGGGAGCGCAUACGUCAGCAGGCCUGCGGAAAACUUCAGUUUGGGGAAGGAGCCGCCAAUACACAUCAUUUUACAUCGGAUGAUCUCGAAGACUUGGGUGAGAUUGGACGCGGCGCUUUCGGUGCUGUGAAUAAAAUGAUAUUCAAGGAUUUGGGAAAAGUCAUGGCAGUAAAGCGAAUACGCUCCACCGUAGACGAGAAGGAACAGAAACAGCUGCUCAUGGAUCUCGAAGUGGUUAUGAAGUCGAAUGAAUGCAACUACAUUGUGCAGUUCUACGGUGCACUGUUCAAGGAAGGCGACUGCUGGAUAUGUAUGGAGCUGAUGGACACAUCGCUGGACAAGUUCUACAAAUAUAUAUAUGAGAAGAAACAACGGCACAUACCAGAAUCCAUACUGGCCAAGAUCACAGUGGCCACGGUGAAUGCGUUAAACUAUCUUAAGGAGAAGCUUAAGAUCAUCCAUCGUGACGUGAAGCCAAGCAAUAUUCUGUUGCAUCGGCGCGGUGACAUAAAGCUUUGUGAUUUCGGCAUUUCGGGCCAGCUGGUCGACUCGAUUGCCAAAACCAAAGACGCGGGUUGCAGGCCUUAUAUGGCGCCGGAACGUAUCGAUCCGGAGCGUGCCAAGGGCUAUGACGUGCGCAGCGAUGUUUGGUCUUUAGGUAUCACCCUAAUGGAGGUGGCUACGGGCACAUUUCCCUAUCGCAAAUGGGACUCGGUGUUUGAGCAGUUGUGUCAGGUUGUGCAAGGUGAACCGCCACGUCUGCAGACAUCCUACAAUGGCAUGGAGUUCUCCAAGGAAUUUGUUGAUUUUGUGAAUACUUGUCUCAUUAAGAAGGAGAGCGACCGUCCGAAGUACAGCCGUCUGCUCGAGAUGCCAUUCAUACAGCGCGGGGAGAACAGUCACACCGAUGUUGCAGUUUAUGUCACCGAUGUGCUGGAAUCGAUGGAGAAGGACGGCAUAACGCAGUUCACGGCAAAUCAGCCGGCAGAGAGUUAAUCAACUAAAUCGAUGAAACUGAAGCAAGUCAUAAAUUAAACUAAGCUAAAUGCGUUAAGCAAACCCAAAAGCAAACUAAGCGUAAAGUUGUACGAGUAUGUGUAGUGCAUAGAUAAAAGCAAAACAUAAAUUGUUGUCUACUUUGUAGCAUUGUAGUGAACGUAGUGCGUAUUUUGUUAAAACAAGAAACCAUACAAAAAAUUGUGUAAAGUUUUAUAUACAUACAUAUAUAAAUAUAAAAAAGAAGCAGAGGAAA